This is a messenger RNA of Phlebotomus papatasi, 1212 nucleotides long. It is a transcript of the gene rho-7, whose product is annotated as presenilins-associated rhomboid-like protein, mitochondrial. Bases 56 to 1138 code for a protein of 360 amino acids. The record is from RefSeq and is a predicted model, not a curated record. Lineage: Eukaryota; Metazoa; Arthropoda; Insecta; Diptera; Psychodidae. Gene Ontology annotation, cellular component: membrane. The transcript has 3 exons. Gene Ontology annotation, molecular function: serine-type endopeptidase activity.
AGUAUUUUGUGUUAAUAUGAGCUGGGUAUAGUAGAGGGAUUGAUUGUCUAUCAGGAUGAUUCUGAGGCAUUUUUCUAAUGCCUCUAAAUUCCCAGUUUUGCUGAGGCAGAAUCCUGGCCAGCAGCCUCUGUUACACAGGUCCACACCCUCCCGGAUAAACUGGCAGAGUAGACAGUUUAAGAAUGAGAGCCGGGGUGGUUCGGAGCGAUUGCGAGGUUCUCAGCAGUCUCUGGCCCCAACUCCUACGCCUUUUGACAAAUUCAGUUCCGAUGGUGGUCAUAUGAGCCCUCAGCGAUUGUGGAAGCCCCUCGUCUUUACGCUUGCUGUAUCAACGGGGAGUUUUGUGUCUGUGACGAUCUGGGAGUAUGAGAGGGUCCGGGCGAGGAUUCUGCGAUCUGUGAAGGGCUCAGCAGCUCUUGGGUGGUUCAAGAGCAAGGCUCAAGGGACCCAGAAAAGGGCUACGGGUUGGAGACUGGAAGUAGAGAAUUGGUGGCGGAAUCUCCCUGAAGGCGACAAGGUAUUCAUCCCGAUUUGUGCAAUGAACCUUUUGGUAUUUGGUCUGUGGCGAGUUCCUCGGCUCCAACCCAUGAUGGUCAAGUAUUUCUGUUCCAAUCCUGCUGCUAGAGCCAUUUGCUGGCCAAUGUUCCUUUCCACCUUCAGUCACUAUUCCCUGUUUCACAUCUUCGCCAACAUGUAUGUCCUGCGCUCCUUCUCCGGAGCUGCCAUUCAUGCCCUCGGCCGGGAGCAAUUUGUGGGAUUAUACUUGAGUGCUGGAGUUGUCUCAUCUCUGGCCAGUUACAUCUACAAGACUGGAGUCCGACAGGCUGGAUUGUCUCUUGGGGCUUCUGGAGCCAUCAUGGCUAUUCUGGCUUUUGUUUGCACCCAAUUCCCAGACACUCAGCUCAGUAUCAUCUUCCUGCCCAUGUUCACCUUUUCGGCAGGAACUGCCAUCAAGUGCAUUAUGGGCCUGGAUAUGGCUGGGCUAGUGAUGGGUUGGAAGAUCUUUGAUCAUGCUGCCCAUCUCGGUGGGGCGCUCUUUGGGCUGUUCUGGUACUAUUACGGAAGUCUGCGCAUCUGGCCAAGGCGGGAAGUCAUUCUCCGGGAAUAUCACAAAAUAAGGGAAGAACGAAAGAAGUAGUUGGAAAUUUCCUUAAAGUAACCACCCUCUUUGUAUAGAUAUUGAGCUGAUUCAAUAAAUUAUGUUAUUUUUGA